Messenger RNA from Seriola dumerili (greater amberjack), 2629 nucleotides. It is a transcript of the gene lrit1b, whose product is annotated as leucine rich repeat, Ig-like and transmembrane domains 1. The transcript has 4 exons. Gene Ontology annotation, molecular function: protein binding. NCBI's taxonomy places the organism in Eukaryota, Metazoa, Chordata, Actinopteri, Carangiformes, Carangidae. The coding region runs from base 101 to 2056 and encodes 651 amino acids. The record is from RefSeq and is a predicted model, not a curated record. Gene Ontology annotation, cellular component: endoplasmic reticulum membrane.
GAUGCAUCUGAGGUCCCGUUAGACCAAGUAGCUGCGCCUAUUUAUUUUUUUUUAAAUAGUAGUUUAGUUGCAUAGCGUUAAGUAACGCACGGGAGACAAAAUGAGUAGACAUUUUACUGCUGCUUUUUGUUUGGCUUUAGUUUUUCUUCCUCUCUUGGUUAGUUCCUGUCCUGCACAGUGCAGCUGCUUCUUCCACAAAUUAAGCGAUGGAUCAAAAGCAAGGAGUGUGCUUUGCAAUGAUCCAGAAAUCACUGUGGUCCCUCCAAAUUUCCCCACUGACACAUCAAAGCUUCGUAUUGAGAAAACAGCAAUCACGAGGAUUUCUAGCAACAACUUCCACUACCUCAACAAUCUGGAGUUUCUCUGGAUGUCUUUCAAUUCACUGAAUUUACUGAAUGUUGACAGUUUUCGGGGUCUUUACAACCUGGAUGAGCUCAGGCUGGACGGAAACGCCCUCACCUCCUUUCCCUGGGAGUCUCUGACUGAUAUGCCAAACCUGAGGCUCCUUGACUUGCACAACAACAAGAUCUCCACCAUCCCUAUCGAAGCCACCAUGUACAUUAAGAAUAUCACCUAUCUGGACUUAUCCAGCAACAGUCUGACAACUGUUCCUGCUGAUGUUCUCACAAUGUGGCUGAGUGUGAAGCCAUCCCAGGACACUGAUUCCUCCAAACUAAUUCUCGGCCUCCAUGACAACCCGUGGCUGUGCGACUGCCGGCUGUACGAUCUGGUCCAAUUUCAGAAGUCCCCAUCAUCAUCUGUGGCACUAGUCGACACCAGGCUGAGGUGUGCUGAUCCAGAGAGCCUGUCAGGGGUUCUUUUCACCGAGGCGGAGCUGCAGAGGUGCCAGGGCCCCCGGGUGCACACAGCCGUGGCUCGUGUUCGGAGCUCACUGGGCAACAAUGUCUUACUGCGCUGUGGCACGGUUGGUGUCCCCAUCCCCGAGCUGUCCUGGAGCCGUGCUGAUGGCAAGAAAAUGAAUGGCACCGUUCAGGAAGAGAUUUCAAAGGAGGGCAUCAUUUGGUCGAUUCUGAGCGUGCCUGCAGUCUCCUACCGUGACUCUGGGAAAUAUGUGUGCAAAGCAACCAAUUUUGUGGGCACUGCAGAUGCCAUCAUCUCCUUGGUGAUCACAGAUUCCUUUCGGUCAGAGGAGACAGGUGGUGGUGUCUCUAAGAGAAACAGAGGGAAGAAACCUGGUGGCAUUGGAAGAGCAGCAUACCAGGAGAAGCUUAUUGCCAGAUAUGUUCCUCCACCAACAACCACAGCAGGACAGCCCAUCAUCGAACCUCUCAAUGGCAAAGGCGUGACUGGGAAGUAUGAGAUUGAGAGCUACAGCAUCUCUGACGGCGUUUCUCAGGCACGAGGCAAGGUGUCAAACCCCCAGAAGCCCACGGAGGUGGAGCAGGAUGCUUUGAACUUAGCGGCCAACGCCUCAUCAUUGCAGCAGGCUCCAGAGAAAAGGGUAGUUCGCUCGGUGAAGGUGAUUGGUGACACCGACCAUACUGUCUCUCUGAACUGGCGAGCCCCCACAGCCACAAACACCACAGAAUUCAGUGUCCUGUAUGCAGUAUUUGGUGAGAGAGACAUGCGUCGCAUCAAUGUGGGUGCUGGAAAGAACCGGAUCACCAUUGACGGCCUUGUGCCAAAGACGAAGUACAUUGCUUGUGUUUGCGUCAAAGGCCUGAUCCCGAAAAAGGAGCAGUGUGUAAUCUUCUCAACAGACGAGGCGGCCAGUGCUAGUGGCACUCAGAAGCUUAUUAAUGUAGUGGUGAUAACAGUGGCGUGCGUUAUUGCUGUCCCCCUGACACUGAUUGUGUGCUGUGGGGCGCUAAAGAAACGCUGCCAAAAGCUGCUGGGGCGGCAGUCCAAGGAGAUGCAGGACUCAUAUGUCACGUUUGAGACCCUUGGCCCCGGGGCCAAAGCUAAAGGGAUGGAGGGCGAGUAUCUGACCAGGCUAAACCCUGAUGAAUCCAACAGGCUGCUUUCAGCGAGGUCCAGUGUUGACUCAGAGGCUACAGCUAGGACUGAGGGGCCACCUAAUGAGUACUUCUGCUAAAACCAAAUGUAUGCCUCAAACUCCAGAGGAUGCACUUUGUUUUCUAACGGCCUGCGAUGUGAAUAGAUAAACUGCAGUGCUGAGAGACUCAAAAGAGUUAUAUGAUCCUCUUUUAAGGGUCUUCAGAGGACACUGAUAGCUCUUUCAGCAUUGGAUGUAUGAAACUGUUUUACAGCCUUGUGGGAAUGAAAACUACCAUUCAUUUGGUAGACAACAAAAAAGGGAAAAUACACAAAGUGACGGUUUCAGUAUUUACAUGUGGUGUAAAUGUGUAUUUUUUUUUUUUUAUUCAUCAUGCACUUUUAAAGGUGAUGUUUGGCAGAGGACAUUGUCUUGAAAUGUUGCCCUAAACUGUCUAAAACCCAUCAUUUCUUUUCCAAGAUGUAACCUCUGCAUUGUGUUAAAUUCCUCAUUUAAAACAUAAAGUAUUUAGAGAAGCGAUGGACCAGCAGUUAUUAGUCUGUUUUGUAUGUCAGUAUAAUGUUAACGUGCCAGGUUUACCGUUGGGGCAAAAACCUAAAAUACAGUACAUUUUAUAAUGUGUAAAUAUUUGUGACCUGAAAUAUAUGUGUA